This is a messenger RNA of Rhinocladiella mackenziei CBS 650.93, 3240 nucleotides long. RefSeq lists its product as uncharacterized. The record is from RefSeq and is a predicted model, not a curated record. Gene Ontology annotation, biological process: double-strand break repair via synthesis-dependent strand annealing; interstrand cross-link repair; replication fork reversal. Bases 1 to 3240 code for a protein of 1079 amino acids. The transcript has a single exon. Gene Ontology annotation, molecular function: four-way junction DNA binding; four-way junction helicase activity; 3'-5' DNA helicase activity. Lineage: Eukaryota; Fungi; Ascomycota; Eurotiomycetes; Chaetothyriales; Herpotrichiellaceae.
AUGGACUUCUUAGAUGAUGAGGCCGAUGCGAGCUCCGCUGAUGAGGAGGUUCUCGUUCCGAGCUCCCAGACCGAUGACAAUCCUCGAUCUCGAAAACGCCGCCGGAUCAAACAGCAUCGUGGGAAUGCCUUCAAUGGCGACGAAUAUGACCUACCACCCGGCCGAAAAGUUCUAGGCCCUGGAGGCGACAGCGAUGGCAGUGACAAUCACAGAUCGAAAUACGAAGACCAUAUUCACAUUCCUCAAUGCAGAGAUCAACACGCCGACACGUUCGUGACCCAGUUGACUCAGCAAUGGUCCAGUCCUUCGAGAAUCAGAGGACCACGAUGGGUCAAGCCUCGAGACAGCGUCGCUCCUCCAUCCUCGCAGUCGCGAGCAAAAUCUCCCGCGAUCCAAUCAGAUCAAUCUACUAAAAUUUGGCCGCCGGCCGAUGACUUUGACGACGAUGAAGACGAUAUCGCUUUAAUAGAGGCCUUUGAAGCGGCCGAGUCUGCACGUUCACUCAACAGCAAUCCAAGCCGGAUGAGCACCAAUCCCGCGCACCCCUCCACCACUGCUCCACGUGCUUCUCUACAGAGAUCCACUUCCUUCCGUCAAACGACUUUACAUGGGAUUCAUACCACGCAGCGAGAGUUACCUCCGACCCAAACACAAUCCCGAACUCAUACGUGGCCACUCGCAAGCAGGAAUGAACCUCCUACCCAUCACGCCAUCAAUCGAGAUGCCAUGAAUACUUGGGUUUAUCCGACUAACCUUGGCAGAAUUCGAGAUUAUCAGUACAACAUCGUCCACAAGGGUCUUUUCCACAACCUCCUCGUUGCUCUUCCCACCGGGCUGGGAAAGACAUUCAUAGCCGCCACUGUCAUGUUGAAUUGGUUCAGAUGGACAAAGGAUGCCCAAAUUAUUUUCGUGGCGCCGACAAAGCCACUCGUGUCACAACAAAUUGACGCUUGUUUCAAUAUUGUUGGUAUUCCUCGAUCCCGAACCACCAUGCUGACGGGAGGAGUUCAGCCCGCCGUCCGGGCCCAGGAAUGGCAAGAGAAAAGAGUCUUUUUCAUGACGCCUCAAACUCUGAUUAACGACUUGAAAAAUGGCAUGUGUGAUCCGAAAAAGGUGGUCCUUGUCGUGGUCGACGAAGCGCAUAAAGCCACGGGAAAUUAUGCCUAUGUUGAAGUGGUCAGAUUCUUGAGGAGAUUUAAUUCAAGUUUCCGUGUCCUGGCUCUGACUGCCACACCCGGAGCAAUGGUCGAGUCGGUGCAAGAAGUAAUCGACAGUCUUGGCAUCGCUCGAGUCGAGAUCAGGACUGAGGACUCAGUUGACAUUCGUGAUUUCGUCCAUUCUCGAAACACCGAAAUCCAGCUAUUCGACAACUCCGAGGAGAUUUCUAUGUCGCUGGAACUGCUGUCUGCAGCACUUCAACCGCUAAUGAACAAAUUGAAUUCUCAAAAUGCAUAUUGGGGCAAGGACCCCGAGAAGAUCACUCUUUUUGGUCUAAAGAAAGCUUCGGAUCAGUGGAGGUGUUCAGAGGCAGGCCGGGGCGCUCCAUUCAGCGUCAAAGGAAUGGUCCAAGGAAUAUUCAACGUCCUGAUGAGCAUGGCCCACAAUCUCGAACUUUUGAAAUUUCAUGGCAUUGGUCCAUUCUAUCACAAAAUGAAGUCCUUUGCGGACGAGGCCUCCGGUGGCGGCAAAUAUGCCAAGCAGGUUGCAGAAGAUGAGAAUUUCAAGAAGCUGAUGAAUCGGCUGAGAGGUUGUGUCAACAAUCCUGAGUUUGUUGGGCACCCCAAAUUAUCCUAUUUGAAGACCGUGAUUCUCAAUCAUUUCAUGGAUGCUGGCGAAGGACAGGGGAGUCCGACUCAUCCAUCAAGCACAAGAAUCAUGGUCUUUGCCCAUUAUCGCGAUAGCGCGGAGGAGAUCGUGAGGGUGCUCCAUCGGCAUGGGCCCCUGAUACGAGCACAUGUUUUCGUUGGUCAAUCUGGCACCAAGAGUUCCGACGGUAUGGACCAAAAGACCCAGCUUGAUGUCAUGAACAAAUUUAAAGCCGGAAUCUACAACACGAUUGUGGCGACAUCCAUUGGCGAAGAAGGGCUUGACAUUGGCGAGGUCAACCUGAUUGUCUGUUACGAUUGCUCCAAAUCACCGAUUCGGAUGUUACAGCGAAUGGGUCGCACGGGCAGAAAGAGAGCAGGUAACAUUGUCUUACUGCUGAUGCGUGGAAAAGAAGAAUCUGAUUACUACCAAGCCAAAGACAACUAUCAAAAAAUGCAGGAAAAAAUUGAAAGUGGCAAAGAAUUUCAGUUCCACGAAGACCUGUCCCCUCGGAUCGUACCGAGGGACAUCGUUCCUGCUGUCGACAAACGUGAAGUCGAGAUUCCUAUUGAGAACACUCAAGCCGGGCCAUUGGAGCCCAAAAGGAGGAAAGCAAGGAAUGCGAAGAAACCAGCAAAGAAAUUUCAUAUGCCUGAUGGUGUCGAGACCGGCUUCGCCUUCCUCGGUAACAGCAAGAAGACUGAUGGGCGGGAAAAGAAGACAGUAAACGUUUUAGAACCCAAGACUGAUCGAGACCUUGCCACACUUCCUUCUUUAAGCGAGGUUUUCCUGACGAAAGCCGAGGAAGAUCAGCUGGAAGAGAGAUAUGUCCGACUCGCUGGAACGGAAGACGAGUUCAUUCAGUACGUGAGAUUCGACGCUUUUCCCGAACAGCAGCAACGGCUGGGACGGACAAAUACUGUUGACCAUUCGAGAGCUACGCGAACACUUGUAAAGGCCUUCAAAACAAUGCGAGAUUCGUAUCGGGAUUGGAGCCGACCAUGGGAAUAUGAUGAGGUCGAAGAACUGGAUGAAAAUAGGCAAUCGGACUCGAAUGCGAAGAUUGUCAAGAGGCGCCCUGCAGACGCCUCCCGGGUGCUAUUGACCUCUGAAUCAUCUAAUACGGUUGGGUCUCCGGGUCAAUAUGAUGACCAUGAUAGCUUCAUCGACGACGGAGAAUUCGAUGGGGCUCAACAAGAGACGGAUUUAAGUGAUAUUAGUGUCUCUCCGCCCCAACGUUCUCCGAGAGCUGAGAAGCGAUAUCAUGUCACUCAACUCAGCGUCAAUGAGGGAAUGAACGAGGAUUCCUCUGAGCUUGGUUCUAUCAUGGCAACGACCGGGUCAACUAAAUUGUCUCCGACGACAGAUUCUAUACCGCAUGCAUUGAAGGCUCAGAGGGCGCGGCGGGUUCUGGACAGUGAUGAUGACGAAUAA